Molecule: messenger RNA, 2508 nt
Organism: Pyricularia grisea
Lineage: Eukaryota; Fungi; Ascomycota; Sordariomycetes; Magnaporthales; Pyriculariaceae
Exons: 3
Coding region: 210-1814 (534 amino acids)
Biological process (GO): regulation of mitotic metaphase/anaphase transition; cellular response to glucose starvation
Molecular function (GO): protein serine/threonine phosphatase inhibitor activity
Source: RefSeq, a predicted model, not a curated record
GGCCAUCAUCCUUAACAUCACGAAACCAACAAUUCUGCUUUCUAGAUCUGUACCUAGCAUUGCGAGCAAGCCAAAUAAUACAGAUUCGGAUUUGCGCGACACAGCUGGAGUAAUCAUAGUCGAUUUAAACGUAAAACUUCACCCACCACCCCCACGUCAUUUGACCAACACCAGUCGUCCAACCACGUCUCUACCGAGAAGCUCUUGUCAUGGACAAGGCCGACAAUUCUGCCGCUCCUGUGGGUGCGUCAAGCCCAAUCCCAAUUCCGAUCGAUCAGCAACAGCGCUCGAACUCGCAUCAGGGUAGCAUUGGCAAUGGUUCUGGCUCACACAGAACCCCGAGUCACAUCCCCACGCAUCGCCAGAGCUUUGCUGAAAACCUGAGAAACCCGCCUCCUUCGCCCCGGGCACAGAGACACCUGUCUCUCUCACAAUCUGCCAUACAGGAACUCCUCCUCAAGAACCCCUCCUCCAAACAGCCCAAUCCCCUAUUUGCGAAUCGGGACUGGCGCGAUGUAGCCGUCGGAGAGCUUGUUACGCAGGAUGACGUCAAGUGGGCGGAUCUCGACACGAGCGUCGAGGAGGCUACGAUGUUACUUCUGAGGAGCUCCCCAGCAAAUGUUGUCCUCGUCCGGGAGAAGAGUACAGACAAGACGCCUGUGUCUACCUUUGACUACAAUGACCUCAAUGCGUACAUCCUCGUCGUUGUUGGUCUGGCUCAUCCCGAGGAUGAUGAACAAGUCGCCUUAUACGAUGAAAUAGCCAGAAAGGCUCGAGAUAGGGUGGCAAUUCCGCUACGCGAUAUUCAGCCUAUCUGUCGCAAAGAAGUUCUCGUCACGUUCCCUGCCGAUGAACCCUUAGCCAGGGGCGUCGAGGUGCUGGGAAGCGGUAUCCAUCGAGUCGUCGUCACCACCGGUGAUGGAGGUGUAAUUGGUGUUCUGAGUCAACUUAAGGUUUUGGGAUUUUUCUGGGAGGAAGGUGUUUCGUUCCCUGAAAUCGACAGGUUAUAUCCAGUACCACUACGCGAUCUGAAGCUGGGAACUCACCAAAUCAUUGCCAUCAAUGCCGACAGGCCUCUUGCUGAGGCCCUGACGCUGAUGAACAACGAAGGCCUCACAUCCGUUGCUGUCGUUGACAAUGGCAUGAACGUAGUGGGCAACAUUAGUACUGCCGAUGUACGACUUCUGACUUCGGCCGCUAGCAUGCCCUUGCUAGAGUCAACCUGCAUGCACUUCAUCAGCGUCAUUCUCACCGAGAGGGGUGUGGAAAGGGGCCAAGACUCGUUCCCCGUCUUCUAUGUCAACCCGUACUCUACUCUCGCCCAUACCGUCGCAAAGCUCACGGCUACUCAAAGUCAUCGAAUGUGGGUUGUCGAGAGUCCGUCGCCAUCUCCAAGCGUGCCUGGCACGCCCCUAUUACAACCAGUGUCGUCUGCCUCAUCAGGUCAAGUUGCAGGGGCCACAUCGACCACGCAAACAGCCACAUCUACCGCCUCAGGAACGCCCGCGCUGUCCACGGCGACUUCGACCGGCUCUACUAUAGUGAUACCCUCGGCCGUCCCGACUAGCACACUUCCGCCGCCGGUAAGCUCGUCGGUGCCGGCCGCGGCGCUACCUGGCGCUCACCUGUCUGGGCGACUUACUGGCGUCAUCUCCUUGACCGACAUUCUGAACAUGUUUGCGAAAUCAUCGGGACUGCAUCCCUCGGACCCGGGCGAGCAGCGUGCCCGUCGAAGACGCAGCUCGAGCGCGAGCAUGCGCCCGAGUAUGGAAGCGUCUAGACCUAGCGCUGAGUUUAUUAGGAGGUUAGGCUGAGAGACAUGGGGUGUUCAUGCUUACAGGCCGCUCAAUAGGAAAUAUCUGUGCAAAACGAGGCAUGAUGCUAGAUAGAAUAAUAGGGCUUGGCCGUUUUUACGAAUAGUACCGGAUCCCUUCUCAGGCCUUCGACCUUGUUUUUUUCAACAGUCUGAGAUUUUGUCACGGCUUCAGAACAGAAUCGUUUUCUCCAAAACGCAUCACAAUUUGAUAUAUUCUAACCAAUACUUGAAGAUCAAAUAGUUUGUAUUAUAUCCCGGACCCGAAGCCAGGAAUUGGUGACAUGCACCGAUGAGGAGAAAUAAGUGAGAAAAUCGGUUCUGCAAAAUUUGGCAGUAUAGGCCGUCAAAACACCGAAAAGAACCAAGACAUGAGAUGAACCAAAUGCAACCAAGACAACCAAGACCUCCAAAUGCCCCAUCCGAUCCUGCGAGUGCAAAUAUACAAAAACAACAAAUUUGGUCAUACAACAUAUAUAGUACAUCAAGUGACUCAAGAUCACUUUUAACCAAGUAUGGGCAAGAUUUAAGUCUCGGAGAUGCUCCAACUGUGCAACGACAGGGUGGCGGGCAUACCUCAAUAAAAGUGAGACGCAAUAAUGUUGCCAGCCUUUUUUCUUUCUCUCUCUCUCUCUCUUUCCUCCGUCUCUCCAGGGGACUCGGCCCCAGUAGUGACUCAAGGAAUUUCGCGCAAG